Molecule: messenger RNA, 1908 nt
Organism: Fusarium graminearum PH-1
Lineage: Eukaryota; Fungi; Ascomycota; Sordariomycetes; Hypocreales; Nectriaceae
Exons: 2
Coding region: 1-1908 (635 amino acids)
Biological process (GO): fatty acid metabolic process
Molecular function (GO): medium-chain fatty acid-CoA ligase activity
Source: RefSeq, a predicted model, not a curated record
AUGCAGACUGUAAUACGUCAAAGUCUUAGAAAGACAUGUUUAUCGACAAGGACGGCCGUUAGAACAUGUCAACUAAGACGGCUUUCUUCAUCUAAUCUCAGUAUUCGAUGGGGUCCUCAAGAUCCUCCCCUCUAUAAUGGAACAAUCCCAGAACACUUCGCCUCAGUCGUCUCAGCACACGGCGACCGCGAAGCAGUCAUUGCCCGCACUCCAACCCCUCACUCUCACGAGUCAACACUAACAUACUACGCCCUUGACUCUCUAUCCAACAGCCUCGCUCACUCACUCUCCUCACUGGGUGUUCGCAAGGGCGACCGCGUAGCCGUUUCUCUCGGCAACGGGCCUGAAUUCGCAGCUCUGACGUACGCCUGCUUCAAGCUCGGCGCCAUUCUCGUGCCGUUGAAUCCAGGCUUCAAUGAGCACCAGGUCAUAGCGGCGCUGAAGCACUUGGCUAUCAAGACACUCAUCAUUGGUGCCGUGACAGAUCUAGCGUAUAAACCUGGACGCGGAAGAAGUAACGAGCAUCUUCUUCGCAGCGUAGUUGGAGAUGUAUCGGCUUCGAAGAUCCAGAGCGAAGCUGUCCCCUCUUUGUGCAACGUGGUGGUUUUCGAUAACCUAGCGUGCCAUCCAGACAUCAAAUUUGACCUCAAGGGGUGUCGAGCGUUUACCCCUUAUUCUUCGCUGGUCGACGGAUCAGUUAACUCAGUGAAGCCUGAUUCUCCCUUGUCACCAAGCGACGUUAUCAAUAUCCAGUUCACAUCGGGGACUACUUCGAUGCCCAAGGCGGCUAUGCUCUCGCAUCGUGCUAUUCUCAACAACGGUGCUUUGAUAGCGCAUCGGAUGGGGCUUCACGCAGACGAUCGUAUCGUGGUGCCUCCGCCGCUGUUUCACUGCUUUGGCUGUGUGUUGGGAUACAUGGCGACGGCUACCACAGGUGCUAGUAUUUUGUUCCCCAGUCCGGCCUUUGAUCCUGAAGCAACUUUACACAUGGUCGUUGACCACGAAGCUACCGGUCUUUAUGGUGUGAACACCAUGCUCGUUGCUGUUCUCGAGGCUCUCAACCGAGGAGACGUCGUUCCUCAUGACCCCAAACACCUAACCAAGGGUAUUGUAGCCGGUAGCAGUGUGCCGCCUUCUCUAAUGAGCACACUAUAUAAGCGUCUCGGUCUUGACGAUCUCGUUAUCUGCUAUGGUAUGACCGAGACAGCGCCUGUGAGCUGCAUGACCAGUCCUUCAGAUCCAAUUGACAAGCGGACUUCAUCCAUCGGUAAGGUCAUGCCUCACACAGGGCUCAAGAUCGUCGAUCCCUUAGACCACAGCAAGAUCCUCCCCGUUGGAAAGAGAGGCGAGCUGGCGACAGCAGGAUACCUCGUCAUGGAGGGCUAUUACGGCGACGAGGCCCGCACAUCUGAAGUCCGCGUACCAGAUCCCGAAGACGGAACAGUGUGGAUGUACUCUGGCGAUGAGGCCGAGAUGGAUGAGCAAGGCUACGUCCAAAUCACAGGCCGAAUCAAAGAUCUCAUUAUCCGCGGCGGAGAAAACAUUCAUCCUUUAGAAGUAGAAGACUGUCUCCUGACCCACAAAGGCGUUCGAGAAGCCAGUGUGAUAGGAGUUCCCGACGAGCGAUACGGCGAAGCAGUCGCAGCUUUCAUCAUUCCUGCAAGAGGAUGGACGCCGUUAGAUCAUAUGAAAGACGUGGCAGUGGAUGAGGAAAAGGUUGAUGAGGACGGUGUUUUAACGAGAGACGGGUUGAGGCAAUGGGUCGCGACGAAGCUGUCUAAGCAUCUCGCACCCAAGUAUGUUUUCUGGAUCGACGAGUAUCCCAAGACACCAAGUGGAAAGGUGCAGAAGUUCAAGUUGAAGGAAUACGCAAAGGAAAUUCUGGGAGAUGAGGACGGCAAGGCAUAG